Guillardia theta CCMP2712 is the source of this 951-nucleotide messenger RNA. RefSeq lists its product as hypothetical. The record is from RefSeq and is a predicted model, not a curated record. Gene Ontology annotation, molecular function: ATP binding; protein kinase activity. The transcript is spliced from 11 exons. The coding region runs from base 1 to 951 and encodes 316 amino acids. NCBI's taxonomy places the organism in Eukaryota, Cryptophyceae, Pyrenomonadales, Geminigeraceae. Gene Ontology annotation, biological process: protein phosphorylation.
AUGUUCGGGUUUCUUGCAACCGGCAUAAAGAAAUAUUAUGACAUCAACGAGACGCUGGGAAAAGGUAGCUUCGCGACUGUAAAGAAAGGAAUUCCGAAGGAUGGAGGGAAACCAGUUGCAAUUAAAAUAGUUGAUAAGAAAGAUAAAGAAUAUGAUGCAAACGCGUUACAACAAGAGAUUGCGAUUAUGAAAAAAGUUAAUCAUCCCAAUUGUAUCAAACUGAUAGAGGUUUUUGAUGAGAAGACAAGAUUGUAUAUCGUGCUCGAACUUGUGACAGGAGGAGAGCUGUUCGACAGGAUUAUCACCAAAGGUUCUUACUCCGAGAGAGAAGCUGCCAUCUUGAUUGAAAGCGUCGUCAGAGCCAUCGCCUACUUGCAUCAGGUCGGAGUUGUACACCGAGACUUGAAGCCCGAGAACCUCCUCUACGCCAGUGGCGACCCAGAGAGUCCAGACUACGAAGUGAUCAAGGUGGCAGAUUUCGGGCUGGCGAAGGUUGUCAUGCCAACUGAAGACCACACGAUGAGCACAACGUGCGGGACUCCAGGGUAUGUUGCACCAGAGGUGCUGGAGCAGAGAGGAUAUGGACCUGAGGUGGAUCUGUGGAGCAUUGGAGUUAUCCUCUACAUCCUUCUCUGUGGCUUUCCUCCUUUCUAUGAUGAAAACAACUCCGUUUUAUUCUCUCAAAUCAAGAAAGGGGACUACUCCUUCCCCUCCCCGUACUGGGACGACAUUUCCAGCGAGGCCAAGGAUCUUGUGAAUCCUGCCAAGAGACUCAAGAGCGAGGAGAUCGUCGAGCACCCGUGGAUCUCCUCGCGGCACAGCAACUCGUCGAGCGCGCUGCUGCUGCAGCAGGAGCAGCUCAAGAAGUACGUGGCGCGCGGGCGCUUCAAGCGAGCCAUCAACACGGUGGUGGCGACGAAUCGUAUCAAGGCCUUGACUGUGGGGAAGUAG